AUGCCCGACGUCGAGAACGCCGUCCCCGUGGCCGCACCACCGGCCGAGGGCGCGGGCGGCGACGCUGCGGGCGGGAGAACCGGCGCGGUGGGCGCCGUGCUGCGGCGGUGGCGGACCCAGGACCUCCUGGACCGGUCGGGGUCCGCGCUGCGCGCCGGGGCGUGGGCGCUCUCCCUGAUGGCGUUCCUCGUCAUGGCCUGCAACGAGCACGGGGACUGGAGGCAGUUCGAUCGCUACGAGGAGUACAGGUACAUCGUUGCCAUCGGUCUGCUGGCCUUCGUCUACACGACGCUGCAGCUCCUCCGGCAUGGCGUCCGCCUCACCGGCGGCCAGGACCUGCAGCCCAAGACCGGCCUCCUCGUCGACUUCGCCGGGGAUCAGGUGACCGCCUACCUGAUGAUGUCGGCGCUGUCAGCUGCGAUCCCGAUCACCAACCGCAUGCGCGAGGGCGCUGACAAUGUGUUCACCGACUCGUCGUCGGCGUCCAUCAGCAUGGCCUUCUUCGCCUUCGUCUGCCUGGCGCUCUCCGCCAUCAUCUCCGGCUUCAAGCUCGCCAAGCAGACAUACAUCUGA
Miscanthus lutarioriparius is the source of this 573-nucleotide messenger RNA. Lineage: Eukaryota; Viridiplantae; Streptophyta; Magnoliopsida; Poales; Poaceae. The record is from the annotation of a GenBank genome assembly.